This is a messenger RNA of Amblyraja radiata (thorny skate), 2408 nucleotides long. It is a transcript of the gene tshr, whose product is annotated as thyroid stimulating hormone receptor. Gene Ontology annotation, molecular function: G protein-coupled peptide receptor activity; thyroid-stimulating hormone receptor activity; protein binding. Gene Ontology annotation, biological process: hormone-mediated signaling pathway; adenylate cyclase-activating G protein-coupled receptor signaling pathway; activation of adenylate cyclase activity. The coding region runs from base 1 to 2286 and encodes 761 amino acids. The transcript is spliced from 10 exons. Lineage: Eukaryota; Metazoa; Chordata; Chondrichthyes; Rajiformes; Rajidae. The record is from RefSeq and is a predicted model, not a curated record. Gene Ontology annotation, cellular component: plasma membrane.
AUGCUGCUGCUCACCUUGCAAGCGUUGAGUCUGACAAGGCUCGCCCUGGGAUUGAGCCGGGCUGGAGCGGGUCAGUGCCCCAGCGCCUGCGAGUGCUCAGAGUGGAACUUACUUCAGAUCACCUGCAAAGCCAUCGAUCGCAUCCCGACCUUUCCCCCAAGCACGGAAAACAUUCGAUUCAUGGAGACUCAACUCAAGUCGAUCCCAACAGAAGCCUUCGCAAAGCUCCCAAACAUCACAAGGAUAUACAUUUCCAUUGACGCAACUCUUCAGAGAGUGGAAGCGAGAGCAUUCUUCAGUCUGGACAAACUCACGCACAUAGAGAUACGGAAUGCAAAGAGCUUAAGUCACAUCGACCCAGACGCUUUCAAGGAUCUCCCUAUUCUAAAAUACCUUGGGAUUUUCAACACCGGCCUGGCCAGGUUUCCCGACUUGACAAAAAUCCAUUCCACCGAUGUGAACUUCCUGAUUGAAAUCGCCGACAACCCUCUCAUUUCCACCAUCCCUGCCAACGCCUUUGGCGGACUGGGCAAUGAAUCACUCACUCUAAAGCUCUACAACAACGGGUUCACUAAGGUCCAAGCUUACGCCUUUAAUGGAACCAAACUGGAUGCUCUAUACCUGCACAAGAAUAAGCUGCUGUCGUCCUUCAGUGAGGAUGUCUUCGCUGGUGUCUUGAGCGGUCCCACGCUGCUAGAUGUGUCCCAGACCAGCGUGCACUCCCUCCCGACCAAAGGCCUGGAACCCUUGAAGGAACUAAUGGCCAAGAACACUUGGACCUUGAAGAAGCUGCCUCCUCUGAAGACCUUCCUGCACCUGACAAGAGCUGACCUCACCUACCCGAGCCAUUGCUGCGCCUUUAAGAACUGGAAGAAGAACCAGGGUUUCCCCUCCAGGUUCCUGGAGUCAGUGAUGUGCAACCAGACCUUGGCCCGUGGUCUCGGGGGGAGAAGGUCCCGCGCUUUGCACAACCAAGACUACACGGAGGACGGAGCGGAUGACCGCGACCCCGACCAAGCCUUGCAGCGCCGGGAUGUCCUCAGCAACUCCCACUACUACGUCUUCUUCGAAGAGCAAGGGGACGGAGACUUUGGCUUUGGUCAGGAGCUGAAGAACCCUCAGGUGGACCAAGUGCAAGCCUUGGACAGCCACUAUGACUAUGUGGUGUGCGGGGGGAGCGAGGAGAUAGUUUGCCGGCCAGAACCGGACGAGUUCAACCCUUGCGAGGACAUCAUGGGCUACGACUCGUUACGGGUGAUGGUUUGGUUGGUCAGCCCGCUGGCCAUCCUGGGGAACAUCGCCGUCCUGGUCAUCCUGCUGACCAGCCGCUACAAGCUGACCGUGCCCCGGUUCCUGAUGUGCAACCUGGCCUUUGCAGACCUGUGCAUGGGCGUCUACCUCCUGCAGAUCGCCUCGGUCGACCUGUACACCCGCGGCGAGUACUACAACCACGCUAUCGACUGGCAGACGGGGCCGGGUUGCCGCUCGGCCGGCUUCUUCAGCGUCUUCGCCAGCGAGCUGUCCGUGUACACGCUGACCGCGAUCACGGCGGAGAGGUGGCACGCCAUCCGCUUCGCCCUGCGCCUGGACCGCAAGAUCCGGCGGCGGCAGGCGGCGCUGGUCAUGGCCGGCGGUUGGCUGGCUUGCUUCGCCCUGGCCCUCUUGCCCGUCCUGGGGGUCAGCAGCUACGUCAAGGUCAGCAUCUGCCUGCCCAUGGACACGGACAGCCUGCCCGCCCGCUCCUACGUGGUGACCGUGCUGCUGCUCAACGUCGCCGCCUUCCUCAUCGUGUGCGGCUGCUACGUCCGGAUCUACGCGGCCAUCCGGAGCCCCCGCCCCAAGGCCGGGGGCAAAGACGCCAAGAUGGCCAAGAAGAUGGCCGUCCUGAUCUUCACCGACUUCGCCUGCCUGGCCCCCAUCUCCUUCUACGCCCUGUCGGCCAUCCUGAGCAAACCCCUGAUCACCGUCACCAACUCCAAGAUCCUGCUGGUCCUCUUCUACCCCCUCAACUCCUGCGCCAACCCCUUCCUCUACGGGCUCUUCACCACCGCCUUCCGCCGUGACGCUCUGGUGCUGCUGAGCAAGGUGGGGCUGUGCCGGCGGCGGGCGCAGUUGUACCGGGGACAGACCCUCACCGGGAGGAAGAGCAGCUCCUCCUGCGGCGACACCGCCACCACCGCCGGCCUCGGCUGCGGCCCCCGCUGUCUCCGUGGCAACCGCCGGCCGGCAGUAGCAGCAGCAGCAGCAGCCCCCCCACCCCGAGACUGGCGAGUGAGUGAACUCUGACCUCGGUUAGACCCAGAGUGCCGGAGUAACUCAGCGGGUCAGGCAGCAUCUCUGGAGAAAAGGAAUAGGUGAUGUUACGAACCAGGACCCUCCUUCAUGGUCCCUGGUCCAAUACGAUACAG